Molecule: messenger RNA, 1632 nt
Organism: Talaromyces atroroseus
Lineage: Eukaryota; Fungi; Ascomycota; Eurotiomycetes; Eurotiales; Trichocomaceae
Exons: 5
Coding region: 1-1632 (543 amino acids)
Biological process (GO): amino acid transmembrane transport
Cellular component (GO): membrane
Molecular function (GO): amino acid transmembrane transporter activity
Source: RefSeq, a predicted model, not a curated record
AUGGCGGACUUCGAUAAGCAUCCUGUAUAUGGAGGGGACGCCGUGGCCGUGGAGCCACAGCAUGUUUACAACAGUGAUGUCCAUUUUGUCGACGAGCAUGAGCGCAAAGACCUGGCCCGCGGCCUCAAGCAGCGCCAUGUGCAGAUGAUUGCAAUUGCAGGAGCUAUAGGAACGGGUCUUUUCCUUGGUCUCGGAGGUUCCAUCGCAACAGGCGGUCCAUUGGGUGCUCUUUUAGGCUACGGCUUCGUCGGUAUCAUCGUUUGCGCGAUCCAGUUCGCCCUAGGUGAAGUGUCAGCUUUGUUCCCCGUUACAGGUUCCUUUGUGCGCCAUGCCGAAAUCCUGAUAGAUCCCGCCGUCGGGUUUGCCGUAGGCUGGAAUUUGGUCUACGGAAACUGGAUGAGCGUGCCGAGCGAGAUUUCUGCCGGAGUGGUGUUGAUCCAAUACUGGAACACUUCUGUUAACCCUGCUGUUUGGGUUACCAUCUUGAUCGUGGUUUCCGUUUUGGUCGCAAUCAUAUUUGUCGGCGUGUACGGAGAGGUUGAGUUCUUCUUUGCUAUCCUCAAAAUCCUCCUUGUCAUCGGCGUCGUGAUCAUGGGCCUUGUUAUUGACCUGGGCGGUGUCCCCGGCCAACAACGCCUCGGCUUUCACUAUUGGAAGAAUCCUGGCCCAUUUGUCGAAUACAUCGGAACAGGGGCCUGGGGACAAUUCCUGGGUUUCUGGGCCGUUAUGUCCAAUGCAGUCUAUUCGUUUGCUGGCGUUGAGUCAUUGGCAAUGGCCGCCGCAGAAACCCAGAAUCCGCGUCGAAACAUCCCCAAAGCAUGCAAACGGGUUUUCCUUCGAGUGACCCUCUUCUACGUGGUGGCCAUCCUGAUCGUGGGCAUGCUAGUCUCUAGCGCUGAUCCCCGACUCGAUAAUGAUUCGGGAACCGCCGCCCAGAGCCCCUUUGUCAUCGCGGCCAGUGAUGCGGGCAUUAAAGCUAUUCCGUCUAUUGUGAAUGCCGUGGUGUUGACAUCUGCUUGGUCUUCAUCUAACCAAGCCAUACUUGCCGGCACACGUACCUUGUAUGGGCUUGCGGUCAAGGGCCACGCACCAAAAUUCUUGCUGUGGACGACUCCGUACGGCAUUCCGUUUAUGUGCGUCGCGGUCCAGAUGGCCUUCUCGUUCCUCGCAUACAUGUGUGUAUCCAACGACGCCCUGAACGUUUUCUGGUGGCUGGUCGAUUUGACUGCUGCCGGUACGCUGGUUAGUUGGAUCACUGUUGCCUGGAACCACAUACGCUUGAUUCAAGCACUCAAGAAGCAGGGGAUUCCUGCAACAAAAUUGCCCUGGCAUAACUCUUGGACGUUCUACGGAUCGUGGUUCGCUCUUGUAUCUUGCAUAAUCAUCUUAUUCACUGGUGGAUUUGCUGUAUUUACCGCUGGCAACUGGAGCCCGUCGGAUUUCGUGUCGAGCUAUCUAGAUAUCCCAUUAGUUCUCGUGGCAUUUGGAGGCUACAAACUGAUCCGACGGACCAAGUGGGUUAAUUUGAGUGAUAUUCCUCUUGCGCAGGCGUUGGAAGAAGCGCAGAGUGACCCGGAGAACGUCCCGGUUGUUAAGGAGAGGUGGUGGGAGAGAUGGAAUUUCUUGUGGUGA